UGGGGCCUGCCGGAAGUGGCGUAGCGGCAGGGAGGGGUUCUUUACCCUGUCCGGCAGCUGAAGCUCGGCGUUCGGGUUACCCCUGCAGCGACGCCCCCUGGUCCCACCGAUACCACUGCUGCUCCCGCCCCUUCGCUCCUCGGCCGCGCAAUGGGCACCCGCGACGACGAGUACGACUAUCUCUUCAAAGUUGUCCUUAUUGGAGAUUCUGGUGUUGGAAAGAGUAAUCUCUUGUCUCGAUUUACUCGAAAUGAGUUUAAUCUCGAAAGCAAGAGCACCAUUGGAGUAGAGUUUGCAACAAGAAGCAUCCAGGUUGAUGGGAAAACAAUCAAGGCACAGAUAUGGGACACAGCAGGGCAAGAGCGAUACCGAGCUAUAACAUCAGCAUACUAUCGUGGAGCUGUAGGUGCCUUAUUGGUUUAUGACAUUGCUAAACAUCUCACAUAUGAAAAUGUAGAACGAUGGCUGAAAGAACUGAGAGAUCAUGCUGAUAGUAACAUUGUUAUCAUGCUUGUGGGCAAUAAGAGUGAUUUGCGUCAUCUCAGGGCAGUACCUACAGAUGAAGCAAGAGCUUUUGCAGAAAAGAAUGGUUUGUCAUUCAUUGAGACUUCUGCUCUAGACUCUACAAAUGUAGAAGCUGCUUUUCAGACAAUUCUGACAGAGAUCUACCGCAUUGUUUCCCAGAAGCAAAUGUCAGACAGACGUGAAAAUGACAUGUCUCCAAGCAACAACGUGGUUCCUAUUCAUGUUCCACCAACCACUGAAAACAAGCCAAAGGUGCAGUGCUGUCAGAACAUAUAAGGCGUUUCUCUUCUCCCCUAGAAGGCUGUGUAUAGUCCAUUUCCCAGGUCUGAGAUUUAAAUAUAUUUGUAAUUCUUGUGGUCACUUUGUGUUUUAUUACUUCCUCAUACUUAUGAAUUUUUUCAUGUCUUAAGUCUUUUGAUUUUAGCUUUAUAAAAUCAUCCACUUGUCCCAAAUGACUGCAGCUUUUUUUUCAUGCUAUGGCUUCACUAGCCUUAGUUUAAUAAACUGAAUGUUUGGAUUCCUCAGUUAUUGUUUACUUUUCAUCAUGGAAGCCUGUCACUGUAGGACAUAAUAGAACUUGAUCGCUUGAAGCUCAGACCUAUUGGUCUUGAUCAAAUCAAACUAAGAAGACCUUAAGCUAUCAUUUUGCCACAGAGCAGCGAAUAAUGAGCAGCUUAUAAUUCAUACACUCUUCUCUCAAUGCAGUGUAUAUUUCCACAAAUCUAAGAAUUGCCCUAUAAACACAGCAAGAUUUUGAGAGCUUGAAAAUUUUCCAUUAUUCUGGAAGUCAAUUUCUAAAAUGCCUUAAUAGGGUUAAGUAGUUUAGUAAAUUUUGUUUUUUAAUUUUUGUAAGCAUCAAAGUUGAUUAGAGAGGGGGGACACUUUUUUCUGGACAAGAAUUAUCUUAAUAAACAUGAAAGACUGUUCUAUGGUUUCAGUAGCAGUGUGGUUAUGGAGCCAUAUGUUCAGCAACACUGCCUGCCAGGCUGGGAACUCGAGAGACUGGUGGAGUUCCAUCUGAGAUGCCUCUGUUGCAGUGAUCAGGCAGCCCACAUCACUGGGCCUACCUGUUUUCCCAGCAGUAGGUUAUGUGGCCUUUUAUUGCUCAGGCAAUAACUGGUUUAAUGCUGUUAGUAUCAAAUUGUGAAGUGUUAAUUUUGUCUUAAAACCCUCCAGUAAAUGAAACGCAACGUAGUUUUAUCACCAUAUCUAUCAGCAGGCAUGGAUAAUUAUUUUAACAAUGCUGAUGUUGAGUUUGCAAUAUAUUAUGGAAUACAGUCCAGUUAAAUUUCUGGUUUCAGUAUGUCUAGGAAUACAGUGAGAGGUUAAUUUCUGCUCAAGUGGUACCACUUAAAGGCAUGUAUUCUUUUAGUACGUAGUACCUUGAGUUUAAAUAGAAUGUAUUUAGGCAUUAUACCAACCUGAAAUACUUUUUCCCGCUACAUUAUUGAAAUCAAUGGAGCAACUAGUUUCCCAUUUAGAAAUGUGCACACUAAUACUGAGUUUUCCUUUCUUGUGGAUAAUAUUAAGCACUUACUCUGCAGUGUUCUGAAAGUUGUGUCAACUGAAGUGAUACUAUUCAGGAUGGUGGAAUAUCCCCCAAAUACAAAAAUAUAUAUGUGUGUGGGCUUGCAUAGAUUACUAUGUUUCAUAGUUAAUCAGUCUUUUGCAGUGCUUAUGAUGUGUGGGGCACACGGAAGGCAUUGCUGUGGUCAGUCUUUUUGGUUUUCUUCUGUAGCCAUUUAUUUUAGUGUAUUGGUUGGUUAUGAAGAUACUAUUAUCUAUUUGUAAAUCGCUACUUUGUAUUUUAUGCAUGCUCUGUAACUUGAUUUAUUUUUAUCUUUAUUUUAUUUUUUAGUUAUUGAUUUGGAAUAUAUUCACAUUCUAAUAAACAGUUAUAGGGGGACUAUU
Molecule: messenger RNA, 2436 nt
Organism: Leopardus geoffroyi (Geoffroy's cat)
Lineage: Eukaryota; Metazoa; Chordata; Mammalia; Carnivora; Felidae
Gene: RAB11A
Product: RAB11A, member RAS oncogene family
Exons: 5
Coding region: 151-801 (216 amino acids)
Biological process (GO): melanosome transport; neurotransmitter receptor transport, endosome to postsynaptic membrane; exocytosis
Cellular component (GO): axon; transport vesicle; postsynaptic recycling endosome
Molecular function (GO): GTPase activity; GTP binding
Source: RefSeq, a predicted model, not a curated record